AUGGUGUCGCUGAAGCUACAGAAGCGGCUCGCCGCCAGUGUGAUGAAGUGCGGCAAGGGCAAGGUCUGGCUUGACCCCAAUGAAGCCAACGAAAUCUCCAUGGCUAACUCUCGGCAAAAUAUCAGGAAGCUUGUCAAGGAUGGGUUCAUCAUCAGGAAGCCCACCAAGAUUCACUCACGAUCCCGUGCCCGCAGAAUGAAGGAGGCCAAGAGAAAGGGGCGUCACUCUGGAUAUGGUAAGCGCAAAGGUACCAGAGAGGCUAGGCUGCCCACUAAGGUUCUUUGGAUGAGGAGAAUGAGAGUUCUUAGGCGCCUGCUCCGCAAGUACAGGGAGGCCAAGAAGAUUGACAAGCACAUGUACCAUGACAUGUACAUGAAGGUGAAGGGUAAUGUUUUCAAGAAUAAGCGUGUUUUGAUGGAGAGCAUCCACAAAUCCAAGGCUGAGAAGGCUAGGGAGAAGACUUUGUCCGACCAGUUUGAGGCUAAGAGGGCAAAGAACAAGGCCAGCAGGGAAAGGAAGAUUGCGAGGAGAGAGGAGCGUCUAGCGCAGGGACCGGGAGAGAAAGCAGCAGCAGCAGCUGCAGCUCCUGCGCCCACAUCUCAACCAGCUCAGGGUACUAAGAAGUCUAAGAAGUGA
Molecule: messenger RNA, 636 nt
Organism: Striga hermonthica
Lineage: Eukaryota; Viridiplantae; Streptophyta; Magnoliopsida; Lamiales; Orobanchaceae
Source: the annotation of a GenBank genome assembly